Messenger RNA from Sipha flava (yellow sugarcane aphid), 2296 nucleotides. Its product is annotated as maltase 2-like. Bases 287 to 2074 code for a protein of 595 amino acids. The transcript has 10 exons. Gene Ontology annotation, biological process: carbohydrate metabolic process. The record is from RefSeq and is a predicted model, not a curated record. NCBI's taxonomy places the organism in Eukaryota, Metazoa, Arthropoda, Insecta, Hemiptera, Aphididae.
ACAAUGCAUUACCCGUCUGCAAGCGUGCCGUUGAACAAAUACGAAAUGCGAGAACAUCGUUAUUGCGCCACUGGACCUUGUUCGCUCAGUAGUAUAUGAUAGUCAUGCCAUUGCUUUCGGUCGGUAUACGUUCACAUUUGCGUUCACAUAGAAGACAUCGAAAGACGCUGACAAAAUAUAUCGCCUUACGUGGACGAGCUAGUGGUUUCGGUGAUCCGCGGUAAAGGUAUCUGCAGCACUCGCGAUUUGUCGGAACGGGAUCGAUAUCAAUCCGCUGAACACCAUUAUGAUCAAAUCAACUUCGUAUGUCGAGACAUGCUGCGUGGUAUUGUUACUGUUGAGUAUGGCGGAAAACUUCGUGAAUGCGAUGACAAAUUUUGAAUUCAUCGACGAUAAAAAGGAUCUGGACUGGUGGCAAACAGCGGUUAUCUAUCAGAUAUAUCCGAGAUCGUUCAAGGAUUUCAAUGGCACCGGGAUAGGAGAUCUUAAAGGGAUCGAAGAAAAAGCUGAGCACUUCAAAGACAUAGGUGUGGAUUGCGUUUGGUUGUCACCUAUUUUCAAAUCACCCAUGGCAGAUUUCGGUUAUGACAUAUCUGAUUUCAACCAGAUUGACAGCACGUUCGGCACGAUAGAUGAUUUUAUUUCGUUGCAUAAAAGACUCAAGUCAUUGGGCAUAAAAAUUAUUUUGGAUUUCGUACCUAAUCAUUCAAGUGAUGAACACGAAUGGUUUAAAAAAUCAGAGCAAAAAAUUGAUCCGUAUACAAACUAUUAUGUGUGGAAAGAUGCUAAAAUUGAUGAAAACGGUUUGAAAAUACCACCAAACAAUUGGCAAAGUUUAUUUAGUAAUUCAGCGUGGACGUGGAGUGAAAAACGUAAUCAAUAUUACUUACAUCAAUUCGACCCUAAACAGCCGGACUUGAACUACCGAAGUAAAGAAUUGGUUGAAGAGAUGAAGAACAAUUUGAGAUUCUGGUUAAAUCUCGGCGUUGAUGGAUAUAGAGUAGACGCUGUACCUUUUUUGUUUGAGGAUCCAGAAUUUCAGAACGAACAGAGAAAACCGGAAGAGAUUGCUUCAAAAGAGAAAAAUACAUAUGAACAAUACAUCCAUACUAAAACGAUGGAUUUGAACGAAACGUACGAUAUGAUAAGUCAAUUUAGAGAAGUCCUGGAAGAAUACAAACGAAAAGACGGAAAAACCAGGGUUAUGAUCGUCGAAGCGUACACGACCGUCAGCAACACCAUGAGAUAUUACGGUGACGUCAACAACCCGGGAGCACAUAUGCCGUUCAAUUUCGGACUGCUGACCAUGCUGAAUGACCACUCGAAAGCCGCGGACUUCAACAACGCAGUGCUCGAAUGGAUAAAAAACAUGCCGUCAGGCGGAUGGCCGAACUGGGUGAUCGGGAACCACGACAACCCACGCGUCGCCGCCCGGAUGGGCCCCGAGAUGGUGGACGCGAUGAACAUGUUGAACCUGCUGUUACCGGGCACCGCGUUCACGUACAUGGGCGAGGAGAUAGGGAUGGAGGACACCAACGUCCGGUGGGAUCAGACAGUGGACCCGAGGGGCCUGAACGCUGGGGUGGACGGUUACCGCCAACUGAGCAGGGACCCGCCAAGGACUCCAUUCCAGUGGAACGCGAACGUUAGUGCGGGAUUCACCACGGGUCCCAAGACGUGGUUACCGGUGAAUCCCAACUACUGGAGACUGAACUUGGCCGAGCAGAAGGAACAGCCGCGCAGUCAUUACUCCGUCUACAAACGGUUGACCUCUCUCAGGAAGACUCGCACCAUGCAGCGAGGCGCUUUCGUUGGACACGUUUUAUCCGAGUGGGUGUACGCGUUCUCCAGAACGCUGCCGGGAGCUGAAUCAUACUAUGUGGUGAUGAACGUGGGUUCCGAAGACAUAAUCGUCGAUUCAUCUCGACUCUUGCCGUCGUCUACUGACCGCGUUUGCAAAGUGCACACUUCAAGCAUCAAUUCAGAACAUUUAGAAGGCGAUUUACUGAAAAUUGACGGUUUCCAAAUGAGACCCAAAUCGGCGUUGGUAUUGACUACCAAUCAUUCAGAUUGAGCGCUCAUCCUCCGAAGUGACAAGUAGCACUUAUUGAAUACCACUGAUAGACCAACCAGUGCGGACCGUUACGACAGCGUGCAUCUUAAAAGAAUUAUUGUAUUUGAACAUUUUAUGUUAUGUUUUUUUUUACUAUUUUUUUGAUUAAUUAAAACGGUGGUGGGUUACACGAACUGGUGUUAUUAGUGCCAACGAAAUAUAUUUAUAAAUGUAGUAUUGUUA